AUGUCUACUGUCACCAAAUUGCAGAACGUACAUGUAAAAUUCCCUUACACGGAUGCUGAAAUGAAAAACACAAAAGAAGAUUUCUUUAAAUUAGCAAAUUUCCCCAACGUUCUCGAGGCCUUAGAUGGAACUCUCAUCCCAGUGCAAGGUCCUUCACGUGACGAACACUUUUGUUUCUGCCACAAAGGAUACCAUGCUAUCAACGUUCAGUGCAUAGUGUCAGCUAAUGGUGUUUUCUUGGACAUCGUGGCAAAAUGGCCUGGUGUAACACAUGAUGCACUGAUACGGAGAAAUAGUGGAAUUGCGGAAUUGUUUGAGAAUGGUAAAGUUGAUGGCGAUCCCCCAAAUGACUUCAUUGAUGACACAAGUGACGCACAAGGUGAGGUGGUAGAUCACGAAGUCAACGAUGCUAGAGAUGAUCAAUUGCGAGGAGAUGGAAUAGCUACCCGGAGUCAACUGUUCUUGGCGCACUUCAAAAACUAA
Gigantopelta aegis is the source of this 483-nucleotide messenger RNA. Its product is annotated as putative nuclease HARBI1. The transcript is spliced from 2 exons. NCBI's taxonomy places the organism in Eukaryota, Metazoa, Mollusca, Gastropoda, Neomphalida, Peltospiridae. The coding region runs from base 1 to 483 and encodes 160 amino acids. The record is from RefSeq and is a predicted model, not a curated record.